UGUCCGGAUAGCCUGGUCAGGUCGAAUAGUUUAGCAGUCUCAGCCUGUUGUGCCGAGCCAGUUCCCAGGCUACCGCCACAGGUGAAAGGUUAGGUCGCCUACAGCAGGUCGUCAGCUCUAAUCUUCUCGCGCGGCGGUUCAGCUGCUCGACUUCAGCCCACGGCCUUCCAGAGGGUCCUGGAGACCCGCCCCUUCAGCAGUUCCUGCGAGAUCGACGAGGAGAAGAUGAGGACGUGCCGAGGGUCGCCUCGCGGUCGUCUGUCGACUGCGCUGUUCCUGGUGGUCGCGUGGGCGGGCUCGGUCAACGCCGACGCCGCUACCACGGGCUGCGGCAACGAGUCGACGACGGCUCCCGCGCUGCAGUUGCUGUCGCCGACCCCGCUGCUGAGGCCCAACGCGUCGGCGGCCGAGGUGCUGCAACGCAGGGCGGACGAGCUCUCCAACGCGGUGUCCAACACCAGCUUUGCCGAGUCCCGGAACAACGUCACUGUCUACGAAAUACGGCACAGCAGGAAGAAGCAGCAGCAGUUGAUGCUGAUACGGGCCCAGAUCCUGCACCGGCUGGGCAUCCGGAACCCGCCGGCCAACGGAUCCCUCAGCGCGCCGCUCAACAACAGCACGCUGCGGCUAGUCGAAGAGAUCGUGCGCAGUCCGCCACCCAGCGUCCAGGACAUCACCACGGCGCGCACCAUCUACUCGGAGCGCAUACAGAGCUUCUACCCGUCCUGUUUGACUCCCAAUCAGACGGACCCGUCCGCCUGGAACAGGCCGGACCACUUUCGGCUGCACUACGACGUCAGCUUUCCCCGCUCGUCUCCCGGCACCGAGGUGUCACUGGUGUCGGCGAAGCUGCGCCUGUACCGCACCGGCGCCGCGAUCACCGGUGGACCGAGCGGCACGGCGGCCGCGCACAACCUGCUCGAUGCACCGGCCGCUCCGGUCACGGUGUCCGUGUUCCAAUUUCUCAGGCCUCUCAAGACGGGAAGACUCGAGAAGAAAGAGUUGAUCGUUAGCCGGACGCUCUCUUCCGGCCGACGGGGCUGGGAGGAGUUCAACGUGGAGUCGGCCGUGAGCCGAUGGCACCGGCUGCGAAACAAGAACUACGGCCUCGACAUCGAGGUGGUGGACGCUCGCGGAAAGAAGCUGUUGCCCGGGCGCUACUUCCGCAACAUGAGUUGCGCUCAGACGGAAGCGGGCCAGCAGGAGUCCCCGUUCCCGAACAUCAUGCGCCUGCAUCCGGGACUGCGGGACAACGAGUCGUCGCUACUGGACAACGAGACGUACCCUACUCUCGACCUGCAGGUCGUCGAGGUGCUUCGCCACGACUCCGGAGCCGUCGGACCGGGAAGUGACUCGCCGCAGUUCGUUGGGGCCGACCACGCCGCCAGACCCCACCGACGACGCCGUCGCAAGGUCCAAGACGCAGCGAUGGUUGACGGCGACCACAGGACGCACAGCGCAUGCGCACCUCGUCAGAUUGAUGUCACGUUUGCAGAUUUGGGCCUGGACAACGUGCUGUACCCGGAGGGCUUCACGUACUCGUACUGUCACGGCACGUGUCACUGUCACGGCGGGCGCAAGCGCCGCGGAAAAGGAAGCAGGCGUCCCUGCGUCAGAGCGGUAUCCAGCUGCAACUGGGCGAAGUACGUUCCCCUCAACUUGACAUAUCUGGACGAAGACAGUGUCAUGACGACCACCAUCGAAAACCUGGUGGCCAGCGACUGUAGGUGCUCAAUGCGCCGGUAAUGGGCUCGUAUGGUUGUGAUGGCAUUCUUUGGGCAGUUACCCACUGAUCUCUGCAUAUGCGUGGGUCGUGCUAGAGUCACUGAAGAAGGCCUUAUGUGAGCCAUCGGCUUCUAAACCAUGAAAGCCAUUCUUUGUUCAUGUGCAUGCAAGUCAAGCAGGCCUUUGCCGCUUAUCAAAAUCUUGAAAGCCUUUUCCAGUGACUCUAGUGGGACAAUCUGUAAUAGACUUGUGCACCAGGCCUUGCGAUGCUCGGGGAAUAUUUUUUGUGGAUAUCAAUCCUUGCAUUUUUCAUUGAGCAACAGUCAAAGAUUGAAGCCGAAUGCCAUGGCACGCUGCCAUGAGUGAGCACGCUGACUCCGAGCUUGGGCUGCCACACAAGAAAACUGAGCCCUGCGCCGAUAACUGUUGUCCAUAGGAAGGCUAGUUUGAAGACCCAUAUCACAGCCAGCCACUGGCUUCAAUAGACUUCACAAUAGCCUUUCGACGCGAUAAACAUAUCGUAUCCAGAGAUCAGUGCUGCCCUUGUCCUUUAUGGAACCGUUAACAGCCGUUAGCCAUGUCUUCUGAAGUGAAUAAGAUCCGGUACAAAGAAAAAUUUACUUUAGAAAACAUGCUUCCCACAAAUUACUUUUACUGCAUUAUUGGUUUGGGUGAUUCACACGUGCUGGUGUAAAGCCUCCUUUAAGUGCAGCUGUCAAAGUGCAAAAGCAGGGCUAAGAUUCAUACAGCACUUUGAUGCAUGUGAGCACUACAUGUGUAAGUAAAAUCAGAGAACUUAAGUAAUAUUUCAAAGAAGCCUGCACAUUGACUCUUCAGCUGAUCGGUGUCGGAUCAAGAAUCAUAUUUUUAUUAAUCCCAUAGGCAUACAAUUUUGCUUUCAUAAAUAAUGUCUUCAUUCAAUUAAUCAUCAUCAUAGUAUGCCAGAAAUUGAAGGAAUGUUCUUUCUCAUUUUGGCACAUAUUAUUGCAAUGUGCAGUGUUUUAUCACAUACAGUGAGUUGUCAGUCUGCCAAUUGCUAGUCCAAACAUGACAACAUACUUGGCUGUCUAGAAACAAGCAAAUGACAUGGCAUCCUCUCAGUCAUUACCAUUAUUGAGGCCCUGCACCGUGCAUAAGUUCAAUGAAUUACACUUUACAAAACCUUCAAAGCAUCAGCAUGGUUGUGCUGUCAGACACUGAGGUUACACACAAUGUAAAAAAAAAUGCCACUAUAUGAAAUGCAGCUAGACAUUGCAUUCAGGGUGCUAGGCCACCUGCAUGAAAUAACACACAGUUGGAAUGACUGAUAUAGGCAACUACUGUAAUAGAUAGAUUGGGAAAACAAAGGAUAUUUUGGGUGUACACCAAUGGUGAGGUAUGAGAAACAUUUGUUCCCUUUCAAUCACUACUGUGAUAGGAAGGAGGCAGAGACUGAUUAAGUUCCACGCACAGACUUCCUCAGUGCGCUAAAGAACACAAGGAGACGGGUAAUCUUUCAUUGCUUCAUGAGAAGUUCUCGCUGGCUUUUUAGAUGGUAUUUCUUUGUAGUGCCCUGAUACUCUUGCAGUUCAUUUCAUAUUUGCUCAUGAUUAAAGGCCAGCAACCACAACAAUUUUUUAGGCUGUGUUUUUGCCAUUAUUGUCACUGUGAACACUAGAACCUUUGCAUGUUUUCUUGUGUAGUGUGUAUACAUGCCUCUGUAAAUAGCCACCUGUGUCUUUACGCUUAUCUUCAAACCAUGUGAAAUGCAUAUGAAUGCAAACUCCAGUCAUGUUAGUGGAGCAGUGAGUAGCAGAACUGAGCAACAUGUUAUGGUUUCAGGCAAUCUUUUUUUUUUUUCUGUGGUAAAAAACAGUAUUAUACAGCUCAAAAACAAUAAUAGAAUUACCCUGUGCAAAACUUUGCGAACUUGUUUUUCUUUUAUUAACAGGAUGUUGUACAUAUUGAUUGCAAGUGCUAAAAUCUGGCAUCAGGUCUCCAGGCCGUUUCACAUGACGCGAAACACAGCAAUUUUCAGGCUGCGAAUUCACUCGCGGCAAAAAACAGGCCAAUCUCUCUCGCUGCAAUGGUCAGCGGAGAGCGACCAAAAUUUUGAAGAUUUUUCGCUUCGUUCGCAGGGGUGGAGUGAUUUUUUUGGUCAGGCCCCGUCGAAAUUGCGUCGAGCCGGUCGAGGCAUCAAAAUUUCGUUGAUGAGUUUGUUUUGGUUAUGGUCGCUGUUGCACACUUAGAAAUGAAUUUUGAUUGGAAAGCAUUUCUAAAUGACAAAAAACAUGUGCUCUUCACAACCAUUCAUGAAGACAUUAUGGUAUCAUAACGCGUAAAUUGUUACACUACAUUUGAAAAAUUAUGCAGUGUCUACCCCAAAGAAUAGCAGCAAGCAACACUGUGCACCGCGGCAGUCGCAGAGCGAAAAUGGCAGCCCAUUCGCAGCCCAUGCGAAAUGAAACCGCCACUAGCGGCGAUUGCGAACAGAGCGAAUAGAGCGGAUGGAACGAUUUUUUUUGCUGCAGUCAUAGCAUGUGAAACAGCCAUCUGCCUGUACUAUUUGCUUCUUCUAUACACAUACACCUGUUCAGUGUCCUCUCUUCUUAUUAGACAGGCGCAUAUUAAGCUGUCACAGCGUUGGAGCAACAUGUAAAAAAUUAUUUUAACGUUACAUUUAUUUUAUAUACAAUAUACGUGCAAAAUCAACUGUCAGAACUUGGCAAUAACCAUGUGAGAAGUACAAACCACCAACACCAUUAGAUGAGUUAGUGGCAUGUUGUAAAGUGUACCUCAAUUAACACUUUACAUACCUGAUUCUGAGCCCAUCAAUAAUAUUGAACCGGUGAAGUGAAUAAAUAGAUGUGGUGACCGUAUGCAGAAUGACCUGUUAGCCAAUCAUGCAGACAGAUUGUUUUUUAUAUCUUGCAUCUGCACUUACUAGGUCACAUGACUGAACACUCUGAUUCACAAAAAUGUCAUGAAAUCAUAAAAACAAAGUACAAAUAUUACUGAUGUCACGUAUUCAAAAACUCUUGAACACCUUUACUACUUCUAUUACUCUACUUGCUUUUUAUAAAGUCAUUAGGAAACGGUUGAGAACAUGUUUCUAUAUGUAAAUACUUGUUUUUCAUUUAUUAGCAUGAGACGAGUUUUCCCAGUAACAAAGCUAAUAUAUGUCGUCAGUGUUACAAGACAGCUUCGACAAGCCAUUUUUACUGGUCACCAGCAAGAGUUGGUACAAAGACUAUUGUUUCUUUUCAAGUUGUUUCUUUUCAAACACAUAUCAGUCCUAAAAAGCAAUGAAAUGACACUUGGUUUUCUUGUAGGCCUUCCGAUGUGUCACGCUGAAAGCUAAAAACCGCAGACAUACUAAGCUUUGCAAACUGAAAAGUGAUAAAGCAUACUUACAGUACCCUAUUGUUAAAUGUGUUAUAUAUAGUGAUUUGUGAGUUGUUUUGUAAUCAGUAGAACUUGCUGACGUAGAUAUGACUCAUGCCCACAAGUUCUUAAGAUGCAUGGCUUGCUUUUGUAUAUAUGCAACUUAGAAUCAUGACCCCAUGUUUGUAAACAUUGCCAAAUAAACUGUUUUUU
Rhipicephalus sanguineus (brown dog tick) is the source of this 5301-nucleotide messenger RNA. Its product is annotated as bone morphogenetic protein 4. Lineage: Eukaryota; Metazoa; Arthropoda; Arachnida; Ixodida; Ixodidae. Gene Ontology annotation, cellular component: extracellular region. The transcript has 8 exons. The record is from RefSeq and is a predicted model, not a curated record. Gene Ontology annotation, molecular function: growth factor activity; cytokine activity. The coding region runs from base 226 to 1746 and encodes 506 amino acids. Gene Ontology annotation, biological process: SMAD protein signal transduction.